Molecule: messenger RNA, 534 nt
Organism: Drosophila takahashii
Lineage: Eukaryota; Metazoa; Arthropoda; Insecta; Diptera; Drosophilidae
Source: RefSeq, a predicted model, not a curated record
AUGUGUGCCAAGCACAUAGUCCUAGUUGUGCUUUUUGCUCUUCUGUACUUCGUUGUAAAGAUAUCCUCAAGAUUUGAAUUUACCAACAUUGAGUGCACGUCCUUGGAUAAAAAUUUUGAUACCUUUGAAUAUUGCUAUUUGAAGUCGAUUAAUCGGACCUAUAAAUACCUAUCGUUAAAAGUGAAUUUAUUUAAAACGCCAGUCACGAAGGUCCGCGGAACACUCUUUAAAAGAUAUAACGGCUACAGGCCAUUUAUGUUUAAUCUCACAGUGGAUGCCUGCAGACUUCUAAAUGAUACACAGUCACAUCCUUUGGUUGCUUACUUCGUUGAGUUCCUAAUACCCCACUCCAAUAUGAUUCACCCAUGCCCCUUCACUGAGGAUCUAGUUGUGGAUAAACUGUCAGUGGGUUUUGUAAAUCAUCAAGCUACAAAAGUUCUUCCAUUCCCGGAAGGUGCGUAUCUUCUAGAAACUCAUUGGCUUGCCUACGACAUUGAUCGUGCUGUGGUAAAAGUAUAUGGAACUUUAUCCUGA